Lathyrus sativus (Indian pea) is the source of this 498-nucleotide messenger RNA. The record is from the annotation of a GenBank genome assembly. NCBI's taxonomy places the organism in Eukaryota, Viridiplantae, Streptophyta, Magnoliopsida, Fabales, Fabaceae.
AUGGCAAAAGUAGAAGAAGAACCGACAUCAUCGAUUCAUCAACAACAACCAUCUUCAUCGUACAUAUUACUGUUGAAUAUUAUGAGCAAAAGAAGAACAUGGGCGUGUCUUUUUUUUCUUGUUUACGGUACCCUUUUAGCAUCUUCAUGGAAUUUUCUUAAAACAAUGCUUUCUUGGUACAAUUCACAAGCUCAAUCAUCAACCUCUGGUUGGCCUGCACUGUAUGCUUCUGUUCUUCUAGGAACUGUUUUUGGGCUGCUUUCAAUGGUUGCUGCUUUGGUUGUUAUGGUUCCUGCGGUUUUGGUGACGUGGAUAACCGUUGUUGUUUUGUUGGCUUUUUUUGGAAAGCCUAGGAGGGUUUUGGUGGUUGAAGGGAGGAAGAUUACCGGUGAAAUUUUCAGUUUUGUUGUUAAGAUUUUGUUGACAGAAGGGAAUGUUGUUGCUGCUGUUUGUGCUGUUUUGGGGUAUUUUGCUUUGGUUAGAAGGAACAGUGAAUGA